This is a messenger RNA of Neolamprologus brichardi, 4694 nucleotides long. RefSeq names its product oxidative stress responsive kinase 1a (gene oxsr1a). NCBI's taxonomy places the organism in Eukaryota, Metazoa, Chordata, Actinopteri, Cichliformes, Cichlidae. Gene Ontology annotation, molecular function: protein serine/threonine kinase activity; ATP binding. Gene Ontology annotation, cellular component: cytoplasm; cytosol. Gene Ontology annotation, biological process: positive regulation of T cell chemotaxis; intracellular signal transduction; peptidyl-threonine phosphorylation. The record is from RefSeq and is a predicted model, not a curated record.
AUUCGUCAGUCGCGCGUAAAGUUGUGUUGACAGGAGCGGCAGCAGGAGUUGUCAGCGGAGCAGUAGCAAGCUUCAUCGAAUGGAGUAAUCACAAAGCUAACAUCAAACAGGCGUCUCUUUUUAAAUUCAGAAGCGCUGUUUAACCCAUUUAGACCACGACCAUGGCAGAUGACCAGUCCUCUCAGCCCUGGUCCAUCGACAAGGAUGACUAUGAACUCAAUGAGGUGAUAGGAAGUGGAGCCACUGCAGUUGUCCAGGCAGCUUACUGCAAGCCGAGAAAGGAGAAGGUGGCCAUCAAACGAAUCAACCUGGAAAAGUGUCAGACUAGCAUGGAUGAGCUUCUGAAAGAGAUUCAGGCUAUGAGCCAGUGCCACCAUCCAAACAUUGUGUCUUAUUAUACCUCCUUUGUGGUGAAGGAUGAGCUGUGGCUGGUGAUGAAGCUGCUCAGUGGUGGCUCGGUGCUGGACAUCAUCAAGCACAUCAUCUCUCGCGGUGAGCAUAAGACCGGUGUGUUGGAUGAGGCCUGCAUUGCCACCAUUCUGAAAGAAGUCUUGGAGGGGCUCGAGUACCUCCACAAAAACGGGCAGAUUCAUCGUGAUCUAAAGGCUGGAAAUAUUCUUCUCGGGGAUGAUGGCUCUGUGCAGAUAGCUGGUAAAGUGUUUCUGCUUUGUCUGCAUUUACUGUGGUUUGUGGCACUUGAGGCAGUUUUCCAUCAUCUCCUAUUUGUUGUGUUUCAUGCACUCAAAACACCAGACUUUGGUGUGAGUGCCUUUCUAGCAACAGGUGGAGACAUGACGAGGAACAAGGUUCGGAAGACGUUUGUGGGGACGCCGUGCUGGAUGGCCCCAGAAGUCAUGGAGCAGGUCCGUGGCUAUGACUUCAAAGCUGACAUCUGGAGUUUUGGGAUAACUGCUAUUGAACUGGCCACUGGGGCAGCACCAUAUCACAAAUACCCACCGAUGAAGGUGUUGAUGCUGACCUUGCAAAACGACCCUCCCUGCCUGGAGACGGGUAUUACAGAUAAGGAAAUGGUGAAGAAGUACGGAAAAUCGUUCAGGAAGAUGCUGUGUCUGUGUUUACAGAAAGAUCCUGAAAAAAGGCCAACUGCUGCAGAGUUGCUGAAGCACAAAUUCUUCACAAAAGCCAAGAACAAUGAGUUCCUACAUGAGAAGCUCCUGUAUAAGGGUCCAACAAUAACAGAGCGAUCUAAAAAGGUGCGUCGUGUGCCUGGCUCAAGCGGCCGUCUCCACAAAACGGAGGAUGGUGGCUGGGAGUGGAGCGAUGACGAGCUGGAUGAGGAGAGCGAGGAGGGCAAAGCUGCUGUAGCAGCUCUGCGGUCUCCAAGAGUGAAGGACGGGCCCCAGAAUAUGGAGCUUUUCCCACCAGCAGAUGGCUCCAGUGCACAUCUGCAGCCACCUGGCGUGGCACAUGAGAGAUCUGCAGAUGCAGGUGCAACAGGAGAAGAAGUGGCACCACAGGCUCCGGCUCAGACAGCGAGCCCUUCACACGGGCCUGCUGUUCAGGAUCCAGCUGCCUCAUCCAACGUUCCCAUCAGUCUCGUCCUGAGAUUGAGGAAUUCCAAGAAGGAGCUCAAUGACAUCAGAUUUGAGUUCAUGCCUGGCAGAGACUCUGCUGAUGGAGUUUCUCAGGAGUUGGUCUCAGCUGGUCUGGUUGAUGGAAGGGACUUAGUCAUCGUUGCUGCCAAUUUGCAAAAGAUUGUUGACGAUCCACACAGUAACAAAAAUGUGACCUUUAAACUGGCGUCUGGAGUGGAAGAGUCUGAAAUUCCCGAUGAUAUUAAACUCAUUGGAUUUGCGCAGCUCAGUAUCAGUUAAGUCCAACCAGAGGCAGAUACAAAGGACAGAAAUAAAUGGUAUGGCACAGCUGCAUUGUAGUCAAUUCCAAAAACCACUUCUGCCAAAGGGAGGAGGAGGAGGAGGAAAUGAUGAAGAGAAGGAGGCAUAAGCCUGGUAGGAGUGUAACACUACUGCAGCAUGCACGAGGACCACAUUGAGGGGGUUCAGUUCAUCACAGGAGUCACUCUUGAAAAGUUUACAGUGCGCUUAUACGAGGGGGAAGAGAUGCAAUCAGAUAUCAGUUCCUAUUUUCUUUCGGUUUCCAUUCUUUGUCUUCAUACACAAGCACAAUCCAAGCCGUCUCCUGCCAGUACUGGAAACGAUUGCCUUUUAUUGUUUUAUUAAAAAAAAAAGCGAACAAUUAACUGUGCCACAAAACUCUGAAGUGUCGUGCCACCUUUGUGUGGCACUUUAUGAUACAUUGAAAUUAAAAAGCAAGUUCAGCCUUAGUUACUUUAGACUUUACCAGUGUGACUGGUGGUAGUUUGUGUACUCUGUGUAUUUCACAUGUACGCCUAAGAAAACCCCUGUAAUAUCGAUACAGAUAUGUCGUAGCAUAGGUUUUUUGUUUUUUAUGAAAGUCCAUAAAUUUUGAUGAACUUUUACCUAUUAUGUCAAAAAGGAUCCAGCCCGAGGCAGUGUGAUCAGUUCUCUUCUCCGCAGCAUCUGUGGUGGUUUUGUCAAAACAUAACCAAGGAUUUUAAGCUCUAACUGCACUGCUUAAAUCAACUGUAGCCCCUCUGUCCCACACCAACACUCACAGUGCCACACUCGGUCAGUUGGCAUUUAUCCCAAGGUAUUAAAGACACAUUAUUUUCACAGGUUGAGGGAAUGCCUGAUAUUCUUGUACUAUGCAAUAGCUGUUUUCUUUUCACGGUAUGUGGUCACUGGUUACUAAUCAUUUCAUUUCUGUUGGAUACAUUUUCUUUCUUUUUUUUUGUACCUCAUAAGGAGUUCAUAACGAGUCAACCAGCCAAACUGACAUCGCUAAAAGCCCAUUGUAAGAUUUAACAUUCAUAUCCACAAACACGGGUAAUGACUGCUUCUUUUUUUUUUUUUAUUCCCCUUUAAGUUGUCAUCGAAUCUCACAAUAGCUGAUUUAACAGCUUUUUCAAUUCCCAGAUGCUGGAGUGCUGAUGAACUUCUGUAAAGGUGCGCAUACUCAUAUGAAGCUUAGAAGGGGAAGACAGCUAGCCAUGCAGAUAGCUAUUGGCUUAUUUGCCUCCACCCCAGUACAGUGGAGAUGAAUGGGAUUCUGCUUUCAAGCACUGAUUGAUGGCAUUGCUGCUUCAUCAGUGGCUGGCAUGAAAUUUACUACAUGUAUAUACUUAUAUAUUCUGUACACACUCGUGGUCCUCAAAGUUUUUAUUUUCUUGGUCAAAUGUUUUGGCAUCAACUCGAUUGGCACGAGAGUUUACAAAGCAGCUGCUUGGCAUUCUUGUUUUGUCACUAAAUUUGGCACAGGUAUUAAGGACUCCUUGUCCGCUUUGCUCCCAGUCUUUUCCUCUUGUUUCACUAUCUGGUCCAAAUUUCAGUUUGUCUGGUACUUAAUGUUUUAACACGAACGCUCAUCGCAAACAUACUGAGAAGGUGAGCAUGGUCGAUACACUUGUUAAAAACAUGUUAGAAUGUGCGGUAAAGGUGUCACCAUAAUACUGGUAAUGACGAUGUUAAAAAUGUUUUAAUAAUACACACUUGUGAUGUAAAUAAUUGCAGCUUUGCUCAGUUAUUUUGCAGAUUCUUUCUACUUCCCUACACUCGUAUUUUGAGUCUUACUCAUUUGCCAAAACACAAUAAAUCAAUGACAGCAUUAUCUUGGUUUGUUUUUGUUUUGAUUUUUUUCCCCCACAAAUUUCUUUAAAGCUAGCAACCUUUUAAAAAUCAUUGGACACUUUUGUCGUCACUGGGCAGGUUGUUUCAGUGCUGUAGUGUCUUUGCUUUAUGAACACCAAGUCACUCAUCACUCCCAGUGUAGCUCUGUGGUGGUUUUGUACCAUGUGCAGAGGGCUGACACAGCUCUUAGUUCAAGGACUGAUGUAAAUGGUGUAUGUUAACAUGUUGUAACUGUACAUAUGAUGGCAACUCCACGCACUGUUGCACAAACAUGAGGUUUGUAUGUAAUGAUGUCGUUGCAUUGACUGUUGAAGUGUACAUGUCAGAUUAAAGGAACAUAUUACUUGUAAAUAUUGAUUAAAGGCAAACAGAUUGAGACUCAUCAUGUUCAGCACGCAGAAUUCAGUUUGUUUUGUAGUGUUUUCCACUGUUGGCCUUUGCCGGAGCAUCACUAAUCAUGUGUGGAUUAUUCAGUUGGUUCAUAUGUUAACAUGCAGAUUUCUUUUAAUUACAUUGGGCUUGAAGUCACACUCUGCUUUGAUGUCAUGAUAUGUAGUGUUUCCUCACGGAAGCCAGUUACAGGCUGAUCGAUAAUUUUAACUAGACGAUGAGUGGCACAGGUUACCCUACCCUCUGUGUGUGUGUGUGAUUUGGUCAUUAAAUGGUUGCUUAUCAAAGACUUUCUAAACAUCUUCCUUAUUGUUUACUUUUAAAAAGUCAUUCUGCCUCUUAUGAGGGCACUCAGUGAUUAGUAUUAUUUUUAAUCAAUUGAUUGGCAAGUAUGUAUGAACUUUGUUUUACAGAUCAGUACCUAUAUUUUUAAAAAAAUAUAUACGCUUAAUCAUAAAAUGUGUAUAUCCACCCAUGCUUAGUUUGAAGAGUAUUUGUGAUGAGAGCAAUGGUGAUUUACCAGUUUGAUACAUUGUCAGUAAAUUUCAGCACAUGCAAGCUGAUUGUUUUUUGUUUUUUUUAAUUUUAGUUGUUGAAUAAAGUUACAUGAUGGUA